Xenopus tropicalis (tropical clawed frog) is the source of this 3868-nucleotide messenger RNA. It is a transcript of the gene grm7, whose product is annotated as glutamate receptor, metabotropic 7. Gene Ontology annotation, biological process: G protein-coupled receptor signaling pathway; adenylate cyclase-inhibiting G protein-coupled glutamate receptor signaling pathway; signaling. Lineage: Eukaryota; Metazoa; Chordata; Amphibia; Anura; Pipidae. The record is from RefSeq and is marked provisional. Gene Ontology annotation, molecular function: G protein-coupled receptor activity. Gene Ontology annotation, cellular component: membrane; plasma membrane.
GAGCUGUGAGAGGCAGCGGAGGGACGGGAGGAGGGAGCGCAUCGCUGCUGAUUUGGGAGACCUGGCAUCUCUCAGCACCCAGGACAUUCUCUCCCCUUUUGGGGUAGCCAUGCUGGCUUCGGGGGGCUCUUGGCUUAUAAACCUGCUCCGACUGGCUUGCUUGUUGGCUCUCCGUGCUUGUGCGAUGCUGGUUUCCGGACAGGAGAUCUACGCGCCUCAUUCCAUCCGGAUAGAAGGGGACAUCACUUUGGGGGGGUUGUUUCCAGUCCACUCCAGGGGUCUCCCCGGGAUGCCCUGCGGGGACAUCAGGAAAGAGAAUGGGAUCCACAGGCUGGAGGCCAUGCUCUAUGCAUUGGAUCAGAUCAAUAGUGACCCGGACAUUCUGCCCAAUGUGACUCUGGGGGCCCGUAUACUGGAUACAUGUUCCCGGGACACCUAUGCUCUGGAGCAGUCUCUCACCUUUGUGCAGGCUCUCAUACAAAAGGAUACUUCCGACGUGCGAUGCACUAACGGGGACCCGCCGGUAUUCGUCAAACCAGAAAAAGUUGUGGGAGUCAUUGGGGCGUCGGAAAGUUCUGUAUCUAUUAUGGUGGCCAACAUCCUGCGACUCUUCCAGAUCCCUCAGAUUAGUUAUGGCUCAACAGCUCCAGAGCUCAGUGAUGAUCGUCGCUAUGACUUCUUCUCUAGAGUGGUACCUCCAGACUCCUUCCAAGCACAAGCCAUGGUGGAUAUUGUAAAGGCAAUGGGAUGGAACUACGUGUCAACGCUGGCAUCUGAAGGAAGCUAUGGGGAGAAAGGCGUGGAAUCCUUUAUGCAAAUAUCAAGGGAGGCAGGGGGUGUCUGCAUUGCUCAGUCCCUGAAGAUACCGUAUGAACGAACGACCAGUGACUUUGAUAAGAUUAUCAAGCAGCUUUUGGAAACUUCAUCUGCUCGUGCCGUGGUGCUUUUUGCUGUCGAUGAUGAUGACAUCAGACAGGUUUUGUCUGCAGUGAAAAGAGCCGACAAGGUGGGACACUUCCACUGGGUGGGAUCAGACACCUGGGGGGCCAAAGUUGGCCCCAUAAUUCAGAAUGAAGACGUAGCUGAGGGGGCUAUUACAAUUCUUCCCAAGAGAGCAACUAUAGAAGGUUUUGACGCCUACUUUACAUCAAGGACUUUGGAGAAUAACAGGCGGAAUGUCUGGUUUGCAGAAUUCUGGGAAGAAAAUUUCAACUGCAAGUUAACCAUUACCGGCUCUAAGAAGGAAGACACUGAUCGCAAGUGUACAGGCCAAGAACGCAUUGGACAGGAUUCCCUCUAUGAACAAGAUGAAAGAGUCCAGUUUGUAGUAGAUGCAGUGUACGCCAUGGCUCAUGCGUUGCACAACAUGAACAAAGACCUGUGUCCAGGCUCUACUGGUAUCUGCCCAGAGAUGGAACAUGCAGGUGGAAAGAAACUUCUCAAGUACAUCCGCAAUGUCAGUUUCAAUGGUAGUGCCGGGACCCCAGUUAUGUUUAACAAAAACGGGGAUGCUCUGGGGCGAUAUGACCUCUUCCAGUAUCAGAUUACAAAUGGCAGCACGCAAGGCUACAGGCUGAUUGGACAAUGGACGGAUGAAUUGCAGCUUAAUAUCGAAGACAUGCAGUGGGCUAAAGGACCAAGAGAGAUCCCACCCUCAGUCUGCAGCUUGCCAUGUAUGAUGGGUGAGAGGAAGAAGAUGGUUAAAGGCAUGCCUUGUUGUUGGAACUGUGAGUUGUGUGAUGGUUAUAAGUACUUGCGGGAUGAAUUCACCUGUAACCUCUGUGACUACAAUAUGCGACCCAACAAAAACCGUACUGGUUGUGACUCCAUCCCCAUUAUCAAGCUGGAGUGGCACUCCCCCUGGGCUGUAAUUCCUGUGUUCUUAGCUAUGCUUGGAAUCAUUGCUACCAUCUUUGUUAUGGCAACUUUUAUACGGUACAACGACACCCCCAUUGUUAGAGCUUCAGGCAGAGAGCUAAGCUAUGUCCUGCUAACAGGAAUCUUCCUUUGCUAUAUAAUCACCUUCCUCAUGAUUGCCAAGCCUGAUGUGGCUGUGUGUUCCUUCAGACGCAUCUUCUUGGGGUUGGGCAUGUGCAUCAGCUAUGCAGCUCUUUUAACCAAAACCAACAGGAUCUACAGGAUUUUCGAACAGGGUAAAAAGUCAGUGACAGCCCCACGGCUUAUCAGCCCCACUUCGCAGCUGGCCAUCACUUCCAGUUUAAUAUCUGUCCAGCUGUUAGGAGUCCUUAUUUGGUUUGGAGUUACCCCUCCCAGUAUCAUCAUUGACUAUGGGCAGCACACAGUGACCCCGGAGCAGGCAAGAGGGGUCCUGAAAUGUGACAUUACAGAUCUACAAAUCAUAUGCUCCUUGGGAUACAGCAUCCUCCUUAUGGUGACAUGCACUGUGUAUGCCAUCAAAACAAGGGGCGUACCAGAGAACUUCAAUGAAGCCAAGCCGAUAGGCUUUACUAUGUAUACUACCUGUAUAGUUUGGCUGGCUUUCAUCCCAAUAUUUUUUGGAACUUCACAGUCAGCAGAAAAGCUCUACAUCCAGACCACCACCCUUACCAUCUCCAUGAAUCUUAGUGCCUCGGUGGCUUUGGGGAUGCUCUACAUGCCUAAGGUUUAUAUCAUCAUCUUCCACCCAGAGCUCAAUGUCCAGAAACGUAAGCGGAGCUUCAAGGCUGUGGUAACGGCAGCCACAAUGUCGACGCGCUUGUCGCACAAGCCCAGUGACCGACCCAAUGGAGAAGCCAAGACAGAGCUCUGUGAGAAUGUCAACCCAAACAGUCCAGCAACCAAGAAAAAAUAUGUCAGCUAUAACAACCUGGUGAUAUAGACAGCCUCCUUGUUCAAGAUGAGAGGAGCAGCACCAUUUUCACUCCUGCGUUGUGCAGUGCAGCUUGCUCCCUCUCUACCAUGCGCCUCUCCUACAGCGGCCAAUCAUGGGAGGAGAGGAGCUUUUGGGACAUGGCGGUGCACUGCCCUUGAGGGCUGGAACAGCUGCUUCAUCCAAGCCAUCUGAACUGUUCCUGGCUUGAGUGUCGGAAGCCGGGACAAAGGGAUGAGCGCCGAGCCCCGUGUGAAGCAAGUCUUGAGCGGAAGUUACCAGGGCUCUUCCGCAUCUCCCGGGACCAUCAGACUCAGACCUUACUGUACAGUUUCUGAUGAACAUUCAGCAUACAACAAAUGUCCCCCUUUCCUUCUCCAUCUUCCAUUUUUUUCCAUCCUUGGGGAGUCCAUUCUCAUAGGCCUCUUUUUCUCUCCAGCCAAGAGCACUUCUCUCAACUUUCACUUUGAAGCACAUUUUUCUAUUGUUUGUUCAUUCCUCUGGUUGAAAUUCAUUGAGCCCCAGAUGUUUUCCCUCUCUUUAUCUCUCUGUUCUCUGUUUUUUUCUUUAUUUUUCCUUCUUGAGAAAAACAAGGUUUUAUAAAGACCAAAAACUGUGUGUGCGACUCAGCCUACUCCUGAGCGUGAUUGGCUGGCAGGUUCUGGUAUGUGAUUGCCUGAUGACCUCGGGGUUUCCUGUCUCUGAAUGCAUGUUCUUUCCUUGCAUCAUUUCUUUUUACUGUCGGAAGAUUUUACUGUUUGUGUUUGGUUUUACUUCAUUUGCCCAUGACGGGGGUCUUGCUGACAGGCCUGGAGGUACGGUGGCCAACAUUUACGCCUGCCUUCCGGUGAUCUGUCUGUGCCCAGUCUGCGAGGGCCACUCCGUGGAUUCAGAUGUGACAAAAACAAAGCAUGUAUGUUUUCUACUGUUUGUAAUGAGUAUUUUCUGCUUACGUGCCAACAUCGUGAGACACCCUCCCCAAAUCGCCCUGUGAUAUUGUCAGAGAAUGUAUCAAUAAAAGAUUUUGAUUAUCUUUUC